AUGAUAUCAGAGAGCACCAAAUCAUCUCAGAAGGAGCAGUUGAUACUCCAAGCAGCCGAAUACGGCAGAUAUCUACAGGAGCAGUACGAGCACAACGAGUCUCUGGUGUCUUAUCUACACGAUAUCUCCAGUCUGCUAGCAUUCGAAAACCCUAAGGACUCAUCUCAUUGGUACUUGCUGGACUCUGUGCAAAAGCAAAAGGUCCUGAAUGAUCUGAACAAAGCUUUAUUGGCUCGUUUGGGUAAGCCCACCGACUCUGUGUUUAAGCAGAUCAUUCAGCAUAUCAAGCUUGCACUGUCCCUGAUGGUUGAGCCACACAGACAGCAGUCAUCGUUCAUUAAUGUGGAGGAGGACUUUUUAGAUAUAUAA
Messenger RNA from Kuraishia capsulata CBS 1993, 369 nucleotides. RefSeq lists its product as uncharacterized. The coding region runs from base 1 to 369 and encodes 122 amino acids. The record is from RefSeq and is a predicted model, not a curated record. NCBI's taxonomy places the organism in Eukaryota, Fungi, Ascomycota, Pichiomycetes, Pichiales, Pichiaceae. The transcript has a single exon.